Molecule: messenger RNA, 1905 nt
Organism: Onychostoma macrolepis
Lineage: Eukaryota; Metazoa; Chordata; Actinopteri; Cypriniformes; Cyprinidae
Gene: rnf8
Product: ring finger protein 8, E3 ubiquitin protein ligase
Exons: 8
Coding region: 165-1766 (533 amino acids)
Biological process (GO): double-strand break repair; protein K48-linked ubiquitination; ubiquitin-dependent protein catabolic process
Cellular component (GO): site of double-strand break; cytosol; ubiquitin ligase complex
Molecular function (GO): ubiquitin protein ligase activity; metal ion binding; histone binding
Source: RefSeq, a predicted model, not a curated record
AGCAGCCAUUCAGAGACUCCGCUGGGCGCCACGUGACGCGCGCAGGAGCGUAGAGUGGAAGCGCUGUGUUCUUGUGAAAAACUCUUGUGCUGCUUUCAUGGCGGUAUGUGGCGGACAACACACAAUAAAAACAAUAUAACUUCACGCUAAUUAAUGGCGCAGGAAUGAUGGAAAAGACUGAAGAGCCUCCUUCCUUAAACACCGAGGAAGAGGGUUCUGAAAAAGACAAAAUCUGGUGUUUACAGCGUGUGGGGAAGGACCGUGACUGGCUGCAUCUGUUCGAGGGCUCAGAGGUUUCUGUUGGCCGUGGUCUAAAUGUGACCCAUCAGAUUCUGUCGACCAGCUGUCCGCUGAUGAUAUCCAGAAUUCACUGUUUGUUGAAGAAAAAUGAUGAUGGAGAGUGGACGGUGACGGAUAAUAAGAGUCUGAAUGGCGUGUGGAUAAACGGGAGCCGGAUACCGGCUGGAAACCCCUUUUUACUCAAGCAGGGUGACUCUGUGCGGCUCGGCGUCCCUCUCGACGGUAACCCCGUGGAGUUCGACUACAUCCUCGUCCAGAAGAACUUCAGUGAAGUCAAAUCCUUCCUGUCUGGGAAUCUUAGCAAAGAAUCUGACGCCGCUUCUGUAGGCCAAAAACUGAAAAACUCAAAGCGUAAGUUAGAUGCAGACGAGUCGGAGCUGUGUCCCACACAGAACUCCAAAUCCAAGCUGUACCGCAGCUCCGGCCCGGAUAAGUCUCGUGCGCAGCCCUGUCCGUCCGGGGAACGCCGGGAAACGGAGCAGUUCUUCUCUAAACCUCUGGAGGAGGACAGAAGCGGCGAUAAAGCGGGAAGCAGCUCGAGCAGCGGCAGUGAAAGAAGUCAGCAGCUGGCUAGCGUACACCGCUACAACAGAACCCUGAUGGUCCUGAAGGGCCGCGUGGGCCACACGCAGAAGCGCGCGGCGGAGCUGGAGCUGCUGCAGCACCAGACGCCGGAGCGAGAGCGGGAGAUGCAGGAUCUGCAGGCGCAGCUGGAGCUGCUGCGGGGUCAGCUGAGGUCGCAGCAGGAGCAGGCUCUCAAACGCAUGGAGACCCUGGAGAAAUCCUUCUGUGAGGAAGAGCGACGCCUGGAGACUGAAAAAGCACAACAGAAUGAGGAAGGCUUGAAAAAACAACUUGAGGAGGCGUUGAAAGAGCACCGGAAAGUUAUUGAGGAGCUCAAACACGCUCGUGAAGGAUUCAAGGAAGUUCUUCAAGCCAAAGAUAAGGAGCUGGAAGUUACAAAGGAAGAGAAAGAAAAGGCCAAAGCUCAGAAAGAAGAAGUGGUCACACAGAUGACUGAAGUGUUAGAGAGUGAACUGCAAUGCAGUAUUUGUUCUGAGCUCUUCAUUGAGGCCGUGACGCUGAACUGCGCCCACAGCUUCUGUCAGCACUGUAUCCGAGAGUGGCGCAAUCGCAAGGACAAGUGUCCCAUGUGUUGGCAGUCCAUCACGUCUCAGACGCGCUCUCUGGUCCUGGACAACUGCAUCGACCGCAUGGUGGAGAACCUGAGCGCCGACAUGAGAGAGAGACGCCUCGUGCUGAUCAACGAGCGGAAAGGUCAGAAAGCAAGCGUCUCUCCAGCAGUCGUGGUAAUAAAUGACGACAGCGACAGCAGCAGCAGCAGCGACACGUUCUUUCAGAGCGACAGCUCUGUGUUCCUGGACUCCUCCGAGUCUAACGACUCUCUGGUUCAUUAUCCCAUCGAUGACGACUCGUCCUGGACUGAUGAGGACGAUUAUCUCUGAGAAACACACGCACAUGUGAAGAACACAGGCACAGCUCAUUUAUUUGGUUUUGUUUAGCCAUGCUAUUUUUAUGUUUGUAGCUCACUGUAUGACUUGUUUGGGCUUUUCUUGUUAAAAUAAACUUUAUAAUUAUUUUGCA